This is a messenger RNA of Petromyzon marinus (sea lamprey), 5825 nucleotides long. The record is from RefSeq and is a predicted model, not a curated record. Lineage: Eukaryota; Metazoa; Chordata; Hyperoartia; Petromyzontiformes; Petromyzontidae.
GGAGGAGCGGCGCGCGUCCACAGCUCUCGCGCUCUCUCUGUCCGUGUCUGUUCGAUGAUCGCGCGGAGAGACGCCACGUCGUCUGAUGCCAAGGUAUCGUCGCUGUUUGUUUGUUUGUGGUGAGGACGGCCAAAGUAAAAUAAAAAAGCCAUCGAGCAGCGCAGGAGAGGAGAGAUUUGAACGGACUCGCACACGACAAAAAGCGGGAAACGCGGAGUCGACACGCGGGGCCGCCCGGGACCUCGCGCGGAGGUUGGCGGGGCUUGUUUUGAAACUCAGCUGCCGGGGAAGGAGGAACGGGGGUGGGGUUGGUGGGUGGCAGCAAGAAGGGGAGGGGGAGAAGCAGCAGCAGCAGCGGUCGCCUCAACGGCAGCAAAGCGCCACAGGACAAACCCGAAAAGUGUGUUUGAAGGAAUCUGUCAUAUUUAUGUUGGGUAAGUUGACGUCGCCUUAAAGCGAGUGGAGCAUUAGCGCGGAGACUAUUCGUGGACAUUGCGUGCUCAGCGAGGUUGUACGCUUCUCUUCUCGAGUCGCUUGGGCGAACUGUGCCAUGCAGCAGAGCAAGACAGCAGAACGCGACAUUCUCAUUUAAAGACAAAAGUAAUGAUGUACGUGAGGAGGGCGGCCGUGAAGACGGCUGCAGAGUGAACCGAGCAACGGGCACGAUGAGCCGGCGGGGAGCGGGGGCUCCUGCCUCGGGCGCGGCGGGGGGCAAGCAGGCGUCCGAGCAGUGCUACGUGUGCGUGGUCCUUCCAAACGACGAGUACCUCACCCUAUCCAGCACCCUGAAGACAACAGGACAUGAGAUAUUUGUGGAGGUGUGCGACACCCUUCACGUAAAGGAGCCGCAGCUCUUUGGCCUCAGUGUCGUCGCAAACAACGAACACAUAUUUAUGGAUCUCGAACAAAAGUUGACAAAAUACUGCCCGAAGGAAUGGAAGAAGGAAAGCAGCCGCGGUGCUGAUUUUGGACCCCCUCUGACCCUCUUUUUCAAAGUACAAUUCUACGUCGAAAAUGGGAAGCUGAUCAGUGACAAGACGACUCGCCACUACUACUACCUGCAAAUGAGGAAGCAGGUGCUGUCGUCACGGUGCCCGCAGAAUGAAGAGGCCUACUUUCUGCUGGCUGCGUACGCCCUGCAGGCCGACUUGGGAAACUACCAUAAGAGCAAGCACGUCAGCGGCUACUUCCAGCCCAAGAAUUACUUCCCGGAAUGGGUGGUGCGGAAGCGCGGCAUGGAGUACCUGCUGCGGCACGUGCCCGGGGUUCACCGUGAGCAGACGGGGAUCUCGCCCGAGGAGGCCGAGCUGCGCUUCGUCCGCGAGGCGUCGCGCCUCGCGGACGUCGCGGUGCACUACUACCGCCUCCAGCGGAAUAAGAAAGAGUCUGAAGCCUCAUUGUUGCUGGGGGUGAUGCUGAAAGGAAUUCAGAUUUUUCAGGAGGCUGGAGAAACCAGACACUUACUUUAUGACUUUCCCUGGUUCAAUGUCGGAAAGUUAACAUUUCUGGGUAAGAAGUUUGAACUGGAGCCGGACGGGUUGCCUUCUGCCCGCAAGCUCACCUACUACACGGGCUGCCCGACACGCUCGCGUCAUCUCUUGCGGCUGCUGAGCGAGACGCACCGCCUCUUCCUGAGUACCCAGCAGCGCCUGCUCAAGCUGCAGCGCCUGGAAGACAAGGAGGCUAAGUUGCGCUACCGUGAGUCGUACAUCAGCGACACGCUGGAGCUGGAGCUCGAGACCCUGGAGGGAGCGCCGCGGUCUCACGGCGGCAGCGGAGGCACCGGCGACAAGCGCUGGUCGGGCCACUCGGGCGCGAGCCGAGCGAGCACGCAUACAUCGGGCAUCGAGGCAGACACGAGGCAGCGUCUGGCUGACAGGGGCAGCACGGCAUCCACCAAGCGAGUUGGACUUGAAGCGGUGGAAGUCUCUGUUGACGAGCCACAGCAGAUGGUUUUCAGUGAGGAGAUGCACGACCUGCUGCCCAGCCUGCACUCUGGCCAAGAGAUGAUUGUGUACCAAGAAGACCUCGGCAUCUUGGUGGCUCCGGCGGCGGUCGGGUCCACCACCGUCAAACUGCGUGGCACCAGCACCGACUGCUUGCCCCAGGUGGUGACGCGAGCGCCCGAGCCACGUGUCUCGAGCGACCGACACAGCCAGAGCCUGGACGACGUGCGGCUCUACCAGGGCGAUCGGCCCCUUGCGGUGGCCGUUGACCCCGACGUGUCCCAGAGCUACACGUUUGGCUGCUCGCUGCAGGGCGGCAGCGUCACCGCGGCCGGUUGCCACGGGGGUGGCGGUGGCGGCGGAUACCACGCCGCGUCGAGGGGGGAGAGGCCUUCGGACAAGUACGGCUUUGGGCCCUUGCACCAGCCGUGUCUCGUCAAGCGCGCCAGCAACUGCCUCUCGCUCGACUUAAUUGGUGGCGAUGGUUUUCUGGAGUUUGUGGUUUGACUUGAUGCGUUGGUGUACGCUAAAUGCGUUGUGGAUUUAUUUUGUGUCUAAAGGCCACUGGCGUGUAAGAGUAGACCAGAAUACCCUCCGGAGAGGCUCUUUAGAGCUUCCUCUCAUGGAAGUCCUUCCACCACCAGUGGCAUAAGCGAGAAAUUGCAGGGGCUUCACCUCUACCUAAAUGCCACUGCAUCUCGAAUAUCUGUAUUAAAGGGAUGGGGCUGUGAAGCAACAAACAAAUGUGAUGAACAAAGAGGAGUUUUUUCUACAGUAUCUUAUGAAAGAAACUAAAAUCAAACUUGCCUAUUUUGAGCAAGUUUGUACACAUUCCGAUUUUUAUAAUAAUUAUAGGAUUUUAGUGUAGAACGCAACUCUCCUGGCAGUUUUGACACAUUUUUAUGGUAAUACAUAAAAGCCAGACUUAACUUGCAAGUGAAGUAUAAACACACUUAAUGUUUAAUAAUAUUUAUACAAGAGUACAUAAAUGUGGAAAAAAUAAAUACAUAUGGGCAACGCGUGGUGUUAAUUUGCAAUUACAAAUGAACUCAGAGUAUGUACGCUUGAUUAUAUUUGGACAAAGUACGUAUUGAUAUUAAUUGUAUUUAUUUACAUGCUGAUACCAUGACAUUACUCUUAAUUAUUUUAAUGAUAUACAUGUCUGUAUUAGAGUGGCUAGCGUUGAGAGGUGAGAUUAUUUUUUUCUCCUUUAAGCACUAGAAGUGUAAAAUAUUUGCCCAAUUGUUCGGAGCAACAAAUGAUGCAUGCUUUGAUGCACAUGGUAGCACAAUGAUGGGUUCUGCUCCAAAUUGUCAGAAGAAUGGCCAAGUUGAACGCUAUUUCAUGCAGCGUUAUUUUCUACCAAAAAAAAUCAGUAAAAAGUAUUUAAUUUCUACCGAAAUAUAUAUCCCACAAUUGAAAUGUAACUUCACGAGGCUGCUUGUUUGUGGGGUGAAGAUGAGAACCUACAGCAACCUUUACCUGACAUGGAUUCAUCAACCCAAAAUCAAGGGAUUGUUGUAUUUAUAAACUUUACGAACAACUUAAUUCGUGCCAAGUAUUAUUCUACCGUUAAUUGUAAAUACAAUGAAAUGCAGAGGGAAACAUUGACAUGAUACAUUAUACAUUUAUUUCCAGAAGUAAUUACGUGUAUUGUGCAUUCGUGGAAUGUUCCUGUGGUACUGUAUUUACAAAUUUGCCAAUCAUGAAAUAAUAUUUUCCCAAUGUCAUAUGUGCGCCACCUAGUGGCGUGUGUAUGUAAUGACACGUGGUGAACAUCUCUGGUGCAGAUAAUUCGAAGAAAACAACACUCCUUGAACGCAUGUAACGGCUUCGGGUGACAAAUGUAUCUAAAGCCUUUACACAAAAAGGUAAUUUUGUUAACAGCGCGUAGUGCUGAACUCUACAGCUCACUCGCGAUUAAUUGUUAACCUUCAUUUGAGCAGGCAGGUUUGACACAUUCCUAAACCCCAUGUUAUUCCAUGCCAUUGCAGUCUGGCAGAAAGAAGCACACUGCCACUUCAUCCAAUGAGUGGCUGCAUUCUAACCUUUAUUCAACAAAAGCACAGACUACAGUUACUAGCAAAAUGCCCCCCAUGCUGUUUAAUUCACAAUCAAAAUCAGCCGUGAUCGAUUCAUCGCUGUGCUCUUUGUUUAUAGGUCACUUGUAGCAUUUUCAUCAGUUGUGCACAUUUCAAAUGCAUGGUUAUUUAUACACGAAAUACUAUUUAUUAAAUCCUGAUAUAAAUCGAUUUAAGCUGUUAGAUGCUGUACAUUUUGCUUGAAAUACCUAUAUUGUUACCAACGUGUGCCAAAAUAUUCAGCACUUCCUAAUGUGUACAUUUAAACUUUAUAAAACAACAUACUAUGAAUGCAGUACAGUCAGUUUAAAAGAAUCAUUCGUAUGCCUCGAAUAAAAAUAGGCGUAUGAAAUAAUGAUCUGGCUCCCAAAGGGGUAAUGUAUUUUAUAAAUACUCGCCACAAUGUUUUUAAGACUGGAUAAAUAAAAAUAAUACCGUAUAGCUUCGGAAGACACCGCCAAGCUAUGAAAAAAAAUCGAAUUUGUAAAUUACAGUAAUUAUUUUGGCAAAAAAACUAAUAUAAAUAAGAUGCCUGAUGUUUUUGGCUUACAGGUAUCAGUAAUUACCAUGAGUGUAAUUUCUGAAGCGUUAACAUUACACUGUUUCGUACAAUAACCUACAGCCAUUUGUCAAUCUACUGCUGGAUGCAGGCCUCCACGUGUUGGUGCAACUGCCCUGUAUCAUGGUAUAUUUUUAUCACACUACUUGAGGAUGCGUUAUUUUUCCAAAAAAAUACUUAUAAUCGAUGGAAUUGACAUUUUGACGCUAUUCAGCUUUAAAAGUAAAGAAGGGACAUGUUUUGUAAACACUGUCAACGGUUUCUCUUUCUCAUCAUGUUCCCUCCAGUCUUGACUUGUUCUGGAAUUGUUUCACCGACCAAUCUUGGACUCAUCGUUCAUUCCGUGGCCCAUCGAAUACGAAUGCCAGACAGCAGGAGAAACGGAGAUAACCCGACGGUAAUUUGAGCGGAGGGAAAUCUCUGUAGAGCUUGGACUCAAAAGUAGGAAUUGCCAGCUUUGGCAAACCCUACUUUUGGAGGGUUUCAGAAACCCUGAGAGAACCGGCCAGGCUUCCUGUGUAUGCCGGGUUGUGUGCGUGUGUGGGUACGGCCAUUUGAACAAAGUUUUGAAAUGUGACCAACGUAACCCUGUGAGCAGUUUCCCCCCCCCCCCCCCCCAGAACAUUGACUUCUGGUAACAGUAUUUUCAACUUGUCAACAAGACCAACUGUAUUUCAAAUGUAACAUUUGUAAAUUACCUUUGUAUUACAGCACCACUUUUGUAAGUUAUAAGUGUUCUAUUAUUAUUAAUUCAUUUACACUUUGCAAUUAUUAAGACACUUGGCAAUUGUUACUGUUAUCGUUUGUCAGCGUCCACUAUGCAGUCGUGUAACUAUGCAAGCAUUGUGUAUACAAUCAGGUUCUUGCAAUUGCAGUGGAUUCACAUUUUUAAAAGUUAAGAAAAGAGUUGUUAAAUCAAUGUGAUGGUAUUAUUGACUCACUCGGUGGAGCGGCUAUCGAGUGUGCGGCCGAUGCACCGCCAACGUGGCCCAUGGACCAGAGGGGCCCCAGGCACCGAGUUGCCAGUGAGGGGAGACAUUGGACAGGAGUUGGGGGAGGGCGUUUCAUCCUUUGCACAAGGGCCCAUGUCAACCAUGCUACGCCACUGGGUUUCAUUAUAAUAUGACAGUAGUUGUGUGUUUUGUGUAGAAAGAAAUGACCAACAAUAAGCUUUGCUGUCCGCGUGUACUUUCCAAUGGAGAGACGGUGCUUAAAAUAAACUUAUCCUGUGUAACUUAA